This is a messenger RNA of Trichomonas vaginalis G3, 1794 nucleotides long. RefSeq names its product STKc MAST like domain-containing protein. Gene Ontology annotation, molecular function: protein serine/threonine kinase activity; ATP binding. The coding region runs from base 1 to 1794 and encodes 597 amino acids. The record is from RefSeq and is a predicted model, not a curated record. The transcript has a single exon. Gene Ontology annotation, biological process: peptidyl-serine phosphorylation; intracellular signal transduction. Lineage: Eukaryota; Parabasalia; Trichomonadida; Trichomonadidae.
AUGUUAAUUUGUUUAAAGCUUCAGUAUUAUACAUCAAUUACUCAAGAUUCUGACGCAUCAUUAUUGGCUUCAAAACUUAUUAAACCAUUUUUUAUCAUCAAAUCCAUUCAGUCAAUAUUACAGCAGCCAGAUGAAUUUGAUGAUCAACCAAUGGUGAUAGUGGAGGCAGACUGCAGAGCCAGAAAUGUCUUGUGUAGGGUCUGCGAGAACUAUAUUCCUCUUGAACAGAUCAGUUCUCACCUUGAAAACUGUGUCCAAACUUUUAAUGAAAUUAAAUCAGAAAAAGAUAUUGACAUCAUGAUUAGAGAUUUUAUUGCUGAAAAUAAUAAGACAUAUCUAGCUAAUUCAUGUCCUGGAGAUGAAAUUCCAGCGAAGACAACAAUUUUACCAGUUCUUCAUUUAAAUACACUUCUAUCGACGUUAGUGAAUGAAAAUAUUGAAUUGUCUAGUUCUUAUAUCAGAAGAAUCAACACAAAAAUCAAAAGACUGUCAAUUCGAAAUAUUGAUAACCACAUUGUUCACGAAUUAUCAAUGCGAGCUGCAAAAUUGAGUUUUGAAAAAGAAAGAAUUGUAAAAGCUAAGCAAAUUCAUAUUCGUGCCGACACGUUAACAAUCAAUGACUUUGAAUUCAUAAAAAGACUCUCAAAUGGUGCGUACGGUCGCGUUUAUCUUGCUAAAAAGAAAACAACUGGUGAAGUCUUCGCAAUCAAAGCCAUUCCACGCCAUCAAAUGGAUCAUCAAAAUUCUGCCUUUAACGAAAAGAUGACUUUGAGCCAAGUUUCAUCAUCAUCCGUUGUCUCCAUGUACUAUUCUAUCGCCGGUGUUAAGAACAUGUACAUCGUCAUGGAGUAUUUGCCUGGAGGUGACUUAAGCCGCCUUCUAGACAAUGUUGGAUCUUUCUCCAAAGAUGUUAUCAGAGCAUAUGCAGCUCAGAUUGUCAUGGCGUUGGCCGAUCUCAGGAAGUUUGGAAUUAUUCACAGAGAUAUCAAGCCUGGAAAUAUACUUGUUAACAAGAAUGGGCAACUGAAGUUGAUCGAUUUCGGACUGUCCUAUACAGGAUCGUCUGAACGUUGCGUUAAGCUGGUGGGAACUCCGGAUUAUUUGUCACCUGAAGUGAUUCUUAACAUGUCCCACUCAUUUUCUGUUGACUAUUGGUCUCUCGGUGCAAUGCUAUAUGAGUUUUUCGAAGGUGUUCCGCCGUUCCAUGGUGAAACAGCAGAGGAAACGAUUCUUAAUAUUUGUAAAGGCAAAAUCCCACGUAUACAGUGCAGUGAUGCAUUGUGGAACUUGAUCAAAGGUCUGAUGGACCAUAAUUCAAAGAAAAUGCUUGGAGCAAAAUCUAUCGAAGAAAUCAUGCAUCAUCCAUUUUUCAAAGGAAUAGAUUGGAAGCAUGUCCAUAAGAUCGUGCCUCCAUUUAUACCUGCCUUAAAGAAUGACUUCGAUACAUCAUAUUUCGAUCCGAACCCAGAAGUUGGAGAUAGCGCACAGAAUAAUAUAGCUAUUGGAUCAAUCGUUAAGAUUGACGAUAUGAGCGACAUUAUUUAUGAUUGCCAGAAUUCUAUUAAAACGGAUGGCGAUCAUAAAAACGCUGUUGAUGGUAAGGAUAAUGGUUUAUUCCAUUAUGUAUCCAUCACCGAACUCGUGAGGAUUACCAUAAAUGAUGCUGAAAGACUCAAGAUGGAAAAUUUGAUGUUAGGUAAGCCGCGUGCGAGGACGCGCAGACACUCUGAGAGGAGAAUCCAAUCUGUUUCUCCUGUUCCUAUUAUAUUUAAAUGUCCUAUUGUUCCUGUUUAA